UGUCCUUUUUUUAAAAUUUUGUUUACGUUUAGAGAUGGUUGUGUAUCUUGUUCUGAGAAGAAGCCUAAAACGUUGUUAACACUUGUGCCUUUUACGUGCUGUGCCAACAAUUCUCAAGCUAUUUGAAGCCUUCGUAUUGACUUGCUAUAGUUUCGCGGCAUCACUGCCGUUCCUCUCACGACUGCUGUCCAAAGUGCGGAGCCGUUUCUAAAUCAACCUGAAACGACGCGUCGUGGGCAUGGCUGACGCCGAGGCUGACGCCGGCGCGGAAAGGACCCCCGUCCCCCUCGCCCAGGACCUGGUGACCACCGGCAAACCCGAAGAGCACCUCCGAACCGACACGGGAAAAGGGCCGUUUGAGUGCGCUAUAUGCAACAAGAAAUUAUCAAGUAAAGGAACCCUGCGUACGCAUCUACGAACACAUACAGGAGAAAAGCCGUUUGGGUGCACUGUUUGCCACAAAACAUUUUCUAGUAAUGGAGACAUGCGCAGGCAUCUCCGUAUACAUACAGGAGAAAAGCCGUUUGAGUGCACUUUAUGUGAAAAGAAAUUCAAAAGUAGUGAAGAACAGCGCGUGCAUCUACGUACCCAUACAGGAGAAAAGCCAUUUGAGUGCACUUUAUGCAACAAGAAAUUCGGAUUUAGUGGAAAGCUGCGCAGGCAUGUCCAAACACAUACAGGAGAAAAGCCUUUUGAGUGCAAUAUAUGCAACAUGAAAUUAUCAACUAUGGAAAGCUUGCGCUUCCAUGUCCAAACUCACACAGAAGAAAAGCCAUUUGAGUGCGCUACAUGCAACAAGAAAUUCAGAAUUAUGGGAUACCUGCGCAAGCAUCUCCAAACGCAUACAGAAGAAAAGCAAUUUGCGUGCAUUGUUUGCAACAAGAAAUUUGCACAAUCUGCCGGUCUGCAAAGUCAUCUCGUAUCCCAUACAGAAGAAAAGCCUUUUGAGUGCACUGUUUGCAACAAGCGAUAUGCUCGUAGUGUCAAUCUGAAAAUACAUCUCCGAACCCACACAGGAGAAAAGCCGUUUGAGUGCGCUAUAUGCAACAAGAAAUUCGCAACUAAGGGAGAACUGGGCUUGCAUCUCCGAACACACACAGGAGAAAAGCCUUUUGAGUGCAAUAUUUGCAACAAGAAAUUCGCAACUAAGGGAAACCUGCGCUCGCAUGUCCAAACCCAUACAGGAGAAAAGCCUUUUCAGUGCAAUAUAUGCGACAAGAAAUUCGCACAAAUUGAUCACUUGCGCAGGCAUGAACGAACUCACACAGGAGAAAAGCCAUUUGAGUGCACUGUUUGCAACAAGAAAUUCGCAGGACAAGGCAACCUGCGCCAGCAUCAACAUACACAUAGAGGAGAGAAGCUCUUUGAGUGCACCGUAUGCAACAAGAAAUUUACACAACCCAGCUGUCUGAGAAUGCAUCUCCGAAUUCACACAGGAGAAAAGCCAUUUGAGUGCACUGUAUGCAACAAGAAGUUCAGAGAGAGUCACCACCUGCGCGGGCAUCUCCGAACACACACAGGAGAAAAGCCUUUUGAGUGCACCGUUUGCAACCAGAAAUUUGCAAUAAAAAGCAAUCUGCUAGUCCAUGUCCGAGCGCACUCGGGUGAAAAGCCGUUUGAGUGUGCUGUGUGCAACAAGAAAUUCAAAAGUAGUGGAGGACUGCGCAAUCAUCUUCGAACACAUACAGGAGAAAAUUCUGUUGAAUGCUUUAUAUGCAACAAGAAAUUGUCGCAACCUCAAUGUCUGAGAAUCCAUCUCCGAACUCACACAGAGGAAAAGCCAUUCGAGUGCACGUUAUGCAACAAGAAGUUCACAGUGAGUGGGGACCUGCGGAGGCAUCUCCAAACACACACAGGGGAAAGGCCGUUUAAGUGCACUGUUUGCGACAAGAAAUUUGCAGUAAGUGGGUCCCUGAGAACUCAUCUUCGAACCCAUGGGGAGCACGUGUGACAAGAAACGUUUACCAAUGAAACGUUGUGUUGUUGUUUUUACAACUCACACGUGCCAGUAGACUCUGAAUCUGAGAAUCGAAACAUGUCUAUGUGACGACGUCUGACGAACCGUUUUGCAAAUUGUUAUAUUGCAACUGGGGAUUGCGUGUGUAGCAACGUUUUGAGCCUAUUUGUAUUGUAUUUGAUGACCGUAUGGAGGCGCCUCUUACACUGUCCGUCGGCGAGGGGCGCCAGGGUGGCUGCGGGCACGGCCCGCUCCUCGAGGGCGGGGGCCGGGGGCGGCGCGGGGGCGGCGGCGGCGGCGGAGAGCAGCGCGGCGGCCAGCGACGGCGGCGUCAGCGUGGUGCCACCCGCACCCUCCGCCUCAGCGGCGCCGGGCUCCACGGGGCCUGCAAGACAUAUUGGCAGCCACUCUGUUACAAAACCGUCUGGUACAAAAAAAAAAAAGUAAAUACAAGCAGCAGGUUUAAACACAAAAGUCGUUCCUCCACUUUGUCGUGAAUGUAAAUUUCGGUAAAUUUCAAAAAAAAAAUCAAUAAAAUAAGAUAAAAAUGUAAUUGAGUUCUCUACUUUGUUGUAAAUGUAAAGUGCAAAAAAAAAAUAUCAAUAAAAUGUAAUAAAAACGUAAUAAAGUUCUCCACUUUGUCGUAACAUAGAACACUAUUCUUUUCAAUUCCCCUAGGUUCUGGCAGUGUUAUAUUGAUGAGCAUCAGGUCCGGGUUGUUGCCCGGG
Frankliniella occidentalis (western flower thrips) is the source of this 2685-nucleotide messenger RNA. Its product is annotated as DNA oxidative demethylase ALKBH2-like. The record is from RefSeq and is a predicted model, not a curated record. NCBI's taxonomy places the organism in Eukaryota, Metazoa, Arthropoda, Insecta, Thysanoptera, Thripidae. Gene Ontology annotation, biological process: regulation of transcription by RNA polymerase II; DNA repair; central nervous system development. Bases 239 to 1951 code for a protein of 570 amino acids. Gene Ontology annotation, molecular function: ADP-ribose diphosphatase activity; DNA-binding transcription factor activity, RNA polymerase II-specific; RNA polymerase II cis-regulatory region sequence-specific DNA binding. Gene Ontology annotation, cellular component: nucleus. The transcript has 3 exons.